ACAUGCAGGCUGCACCUUAUUAUAUUUAGCCACUUUCUUUCUGCAUCCUGCCUAAUAUAAAAGCAGGUUCAUCCUCUUGAUUUUCUUGCCAUCGCCACAACAUAAGUUCAAUCCGUGUAUAUUGCUAAAAGAAACCAGUCAUGGUUCCUAGAAUCAAGAGUACUAUUAUUGUGUUCCUUGUGCUAUUUAUUAACUUGUCUCCAGGCACUGCUGAAAGCUUCAAUAAUGGUGCAAGAUCCACGUGCUCACUCCAUGAGGAUGGCACCAUAAGAGUGAACUCAAGGAGGUUGCUAAGUCAUGAUGUGUUAGACUAUGAUGAUGCUGGAGCAAACACGAAACAUAUUGAUCCAAGGGCUAAGAGAGGAAGUGGUGGCAAGAAUGGUUGAUGCUAUUCAGUUGUCUUGAUUUGAGUCCCGUGUGAAAUCAAGACCUAUUCAGGAGAGCUUUUAAUGGUGAAUCAGGAUAUAAUUGAGAGUUGAUACUAGAUUCUCUAAUAUAGGUACUGCUUAUUUCUAAAUGCCUUUUUGAGGGGCAUAAUAACUUGGUAUGUAUUGAUCAUGGUAUUGAGGCGAUGAUAUGAAGUUGAAAUAUCAAAGU
Molecule: messenger RNA, 597 nt
Organism: Daucus carota subsp. sativus
Lineage: Eukaryota; Viridiplantae; Streptophyta; Magnoliopsida; Apiales; Apiaceae
Exons: 3
Coding region: 141-386 (81 amino acids)
Source: RefSeq, a predicted model, not a curated record